GUUCUCAGUAAGAAACUCUUUCUUUUUUCAGUCCCAAUCACUUCUGCCUGCAAGCUGACGGAGGAGUUUGUUCAAUAGGAGAACAGAGUCUAUGGAGGCGACUAGGACCCUUAAGCCGAGUGUUUACCGGUCUGCAGGUCAUCUUCAAGAAAAAGUUUAAUACAGGAUUGCUGCAACUGGCACCAUGGGCAACCACCCUGCAAUUCCACAUGGACCACAGAAAAAAAAGCGCAGGAUCCCAGCCAUCCUACGGCGUCUGUCACCGUUUCUGAUCUGUUGCCUUAUAUUCACAUUGAUCACUGGUCUGCGCAUUUAUUAUACUUCAGUUAUUGGGGCUAAGCUGAAGGACCUGGAGAACAUCAAGUUUCAUGAAACUUCUGCGAAGGACUGGAGGGAACCGCAUUUGGAUUUGACAACCCUACAACCUUCCUACCACAGACCCCGUUACUACUACACCACACCACGACCUUAUUACGGCGGAAUACGUAAUUUCAACAAUAGACGUUACUACUACACCACACCACGACCUUAUUACGGCGGAAUACGUCAUUUCAACAAUAGACGUUACUACUACACCACACCACGACCUUAUUACGGCGGAAUACGUCAUUUCAACAAUAGACGUUACUACUACACCACACCACGACCUUAUUACGGCGGAAUACGUAAUUUCAACAAUAGACGUUACUACUACACCACACCACGACCUUAUUACGGCGGAAUACGUCAUUUCAACAAUAGACGUUACUACUACACCACACCACGACCUUAUUACGGCGGAAUACGUAAUUUCAACAACAGACGUUACUACUACACCACACCACGACCUUAUUACGGCGGAAUACGUAAUUUCAACAACAGGCGUUACUACUACACCACACCACGACCUUAUUACGGCGGAAUACGUCAUUUCAACAACAGACGUUACUACACCACACCACGACCUUAUUACGGCGGAAUACGUAAUUUCAACAACAGGCGUUACUACUACACCACACCACGACCUUAUUACGGCGGAAUACGUCAUUUCAACAACAGACGUUACUACUACACCACACCACAACCUUAUUACGGCGGAAUACGUAAUUUCAACAACAGGCGUUACUACACCACACCACGACCUUAUUACGGCGGAAUACGUAAUUUCAACAACAGACGUUACUACUACACCACACCACGACCUUAUUACGGCGGAAUACGUCAUUUCAACAACAGACGUUACUACUACACCACACCACGACCUUAUUACGGAGGAAUACGUAAUUUCAACAACAGGCGUUACUACACCACACCACGACCUUAUUACGGCGGAAUACGUCAUUUCAACAACAGGCGUUACUACACCACACCACGACCUUAUUACGGCGGAAUACGUCAUUUCAACAACAGGCGUUACUACACCACACCACGACCUUAUUACGGCGGAAUACGUCAUUUCAACAACAGACGUUACUACACCACACCACGACCUUAUUACGGCGGAAUACGUCAUUUCAACAACAGACGUUACUACACCACACCACGACCUUAUUACGGCGGAAUACGUAAUUUCAACAACAGACGUUACUACAACACCACACCACGACCUUAUUACGGCGGAAUACGUCAUUUCUACAACAGACGUUACUACUACACCACACCACGACCUUAUUACGGCGGAAUACGUCAUUUCAACAACAGACGUUACUACACCACACCACAACCUUAUUACGGCGGAAUACGUCAUUUCAACAACAGGCGUUACUACACCACACCACGACCUUAUUACGGCGGAAUACGUAAUUUCAACAACUGGCGUUACAACACCACACAACGACCUUAUUACGGCGGAAUACGUAAUUUCAACAACUGGCGUUACAACACCACACCACGACCUUAUUACGGCGGAAUACGUAAUUUCAACAACUGGCGUUACAACACCACACAACGACCUUAUUACGGAGGAAUACGUAAUUUCAACAACAGGCGUUACUACACCACACCACGACCUUAUUACGGCGGAAUACGUCAUUUCAACAACUGGCGUUACAACACCACACAACGACCUUAUUACGGAGGAAUAUGUAAUUUCAACAACAGGCGUUACUACUACACCACACCACGACCUUAUUACGGCGGAAUACGUAAUUUCAACUACAGACGUUACUACACCACACCACGACCUUAUUACGGAGGAAUACGUAAUUUCAACAACUGGCGUUACAACCCCACACAACGACCUUAUUACGGCGGAAUACGUAAUUUCAACAACAGGCGUUACAACCCCACACAACGACCUUAUUACGGCGGAAUACGUAAUUUCAAAAACAGGCGUUACUACACCACACCACGACCUUAUUACGGCGGAAUACGUAAUUUCAACAACUGGCGUUACUAUACCACACCACAACCUUAUUACGGUGGAAUACGUAAUUUCAACAACAGGCGUUACUACACCACACCACGACCUUAUUACGGCGGAAUACGUCAUUUCAACAACUGGCGUUACAACACCACACAACGACCUUAUUACGGAGGAAUAUGUAAUUUCAACAACAGGCGUUACUACUACACCACACCACGACCUUAUUACGGCGGAAUACGUAAUUUCAACUACAGACGUUACUACACCACACCACGACCUUAUUACGGAGGAAUACGUAAUUUCAACAACUGGCGUUACAACCCCACACAACGACCUUAUUACGGCGGAAUACGUAAUUUCAACAACAGGCGUUACAACCCCACACAACGACCUUAUUACGGCGGAAUACGUAAUUUCAAAAACAGGCGUUACUACACCACACCACGACCUUAUUACGGCGGAAUACGUAAUUUCAACAACUGGCGUUACUAUACCACACCACAACCUUAUUACGGUGGAAUACGUAAUUUCAACAACUGGCGUUACAACACCACACCACGACCUUAUUACGGCGGAAUACGUAAUUUUAACAACUGGCGUUACAACCCCACACAACGACCUUAUUACGGCGGAAUACGUAAUUUCAACAACUGGCGUUACAACACCACACCACGACCUUAUUACGGUGGAAUACGUAAUUUCAACAACAGGCGUUACUACACCACACCACAACCUUAUUACGGCGGAAUACGUAAUUUCAACAACAGGCGUUACUACUACACCAUACCACGACCUUAUUACGGCGGAAUACGUAAUUUCAACAACAGGCGUUACUACUACACCACACCACGACCUUAUUACGGCGGAAUACGUAAUUUCAACAACAGGCGUUACUACACCACACCACGACCUUACUAUGGCAGACCAGAUUAUAAGUUUACCACAACAAGUCCUAACUACAAUAACCUACGUAAUUUCCAAACAUCACCAAGUUACUUCUACAACAGAAAAAAAAGACAAACUGAACCUUGCCCACAAGGUUGGUUCCUCUUCCAGUCCAGCUGCUACAUGAUCAGCAGCAGGAAGCUUGUAGAUCAAAAAACUUGGGAUGAAGCUCGAGAUGACUGCAGAUCAAGGGAUGCAGAGUUGGUGAUUGUUGGAACUCCUGAGGAGCAGGACUUUAUCUAUAAAAGUGGUUUAGCUGGGGCAGAAAUUAGCGGCUACUGGAUUGGCCUUAGGGUUGAUGGUGUUGGCUGGAAGUGGGUCAAUGGCAGUGAGAUUACAAACAGCUACUGGUUACAACAAUCUGAGGCGAAACUUCACUGUGCGACUUCUGUUAAAGAGGCUAAUGGAUGGAAAUCUGUGAGCUGUAAUGGAAAAAAAGGUUGGAUCUGUCAACAGAAGGCUUUGAAUUCAUAAAUUUAGCAAGAAGAAAAACACCAAAUAUGAUUACAAUCGUCAAUGUCAGUGUUUCUGUCAUGAUUCUGCCCUUUCUUUUUUACAUCUUCAGUUACACUUUGAUUUAUGAUGUCAUUCUGUGUCAUUGAUUUGUUUUCCAUUUUGUGUUAUGUUU
Molecule: messenger RNA, 3917 nt
Organism: Cyprinodon tularosa
Lineage: Eukaryota; Metazoa; Chordata; Actinopteri; Cyprinodontiformes; Cyprinodontidae
Product: toxin A-like
Exons: 7
Coding region: 185-3763 (1192 amino acids)
Source: RefSeq, a predicted model, not a curated record